GCGUCACAUUGUUUACAACUCAAACGGAUACGGGUUAUAUAUGUAGGCGCCAGCGUAGGAAGCCACAAAUUCAUCAGCGUGAUAAAGAGAUUUAUAAGCACAGCACAGUCACAGUGUAUGGUUUACCUGCUUAUGUUUUGUAUUAAUUCGUCACGUGCGCAGCAACAAGGUUUAUAGAUUUAAUUUUCAGUUUCAUAUACAAGAAGUAUUUCAUACAGAAACUGAGACGCUGCCAUUCAGCUAAAUUAUGUCAAUGUUGAGCAGUAAAUCCAAUGACGAGAUUAAAUGGUUGCUGGAUGAUUACGGAAUAAAACACGGUCCUGUGGUCGAUUCCACCAGAGCCCUUUAUGAGAAGAAGCUGAGAGAAGCCAUGUCUAAACACAGAAGAACCCAAGCUCAAUCCGACAGGACAUAUUACAGUGAAGAGGAAGACGUCACCUAUGUUCAGCAUCACAGACCUCAACUAUAUGAUGAUGUGAGCAACAGAACGUGGUCUGAUUAUAGAGGGAUGGCCUACACAGAUGAGCCUGCUAUAUAUAGGACUCAAGCUCCUUACCGUAAUAUGUCACAAGCAAGAAAUCUGCCGCCAGAGCCUCAUAUCCAGAAAACACCUGAGAAGAGUUCAACACGCCUGGUCCCAGUCCGGCUACAGAUAUUAGUGUUUCUCAUCGUAUCUGGUCUUCUGUACUUGGUUUUUAUAAAUAUGGAGUCAGCAGAGCCUGUGAAAAGACUGACAUAGCUCUUCCUUUAGUGAUUAAACUGAAUGUUACAUUUCUAAAACAAGCAAAUAUUCAGCACAAUAGAUGUGUUUUUUAACAUAUCACAGUGUAUUUUAACUUCUUAAAUCUUGGGUUAUUUUGUGUGUGAUGUUUUAUCAAAGUAAUAGCCCAAGACUGUAACUCUUCUGUGAAUAUAAAGGAAGUGGGUGCUACAGGAUGCACCUGCUGGAAGAUUAUUUUUAAGAUCAAGAUACAAUAAUUGUCCAUUGUAAUGCUGCAGUACAUUUUACAGUACUGUAUUUUUAGUAAUUUCUUGAGCUCAUAAAAGUUUGAUAUUACAACUUCCACUACCUACUAGAAAACCUUUUUGUAUGAAUUAUAUAAGCAUAUUUUAAAGGUUACGGUUACUGAA
Carassius carassius (crucian carp) is the source of this 1131-nucleotide messenger RNA. Its product is annotated as emerin-like. The coding region runs from base 248 to 739 and encodes 163 amino acids. NCBI's taxonomy places the organism in Eukaryota, Metazoa, Chordata, Actinopteri, Cypriniformes, Cyprinidae. The record is from RefSeq and is a predicted model, not a curated record. The transcript has 7 exons.